Molecule: messenger RNA, 1163 nt
Organism: Olea europaea var. sylvestris
Lineage: Eukaryota; Viridiplantae; Streptophyta; Magnoliopsida; Lamiales; Oleaceae
Product: probable ribosome-binding factor A, chloroplastic
Exons: 4
Coding region: 49-723 (224 amino acids)
Biological process (GO): rRNA processing; ribosome biogenesis
Molecular function (GO): ribosomal small subunit binding
Source: RefSeq, a predicted model, not a curated record
ACUAGUUCCCUCCCUCUGAACAAAAUCCACCCUCUCGUAAGGUCUGUAAUGUCGAACCUUUUAAUACACAAUCCAAUCAUCACAAAAUCAUGUUCAAUUCCAACCUCUAGAAGAUCCACACCAUGGAUUUACCCAAUUGCGUUUAUGCCUCUCCUGCGUCCGCCGCAUCGGAUUAUUGGCCCCAGCACUUGCUAUGGCAGGAACUCUAUUAUCAAAUGUAUGGCGAACCCUAGGAGAGUGAAAAUGGUGGCGAAGCAAAUUAGGAGAGAGCUUUCUGAUAUGUUACUCACUGACAAGGUUUUGCAAUAUGCGGUUUUGCCCGAAGCAGCUUUGGGCGCGGAUAGAUAUCUGUCCUCACUCACUACUAUCAGUGAUGUUGAAGUUUCAGCUGAUUUGCAGGUUGUGAAAGUAUAUGUAUCUGUUUUUGGCGAUGAAAGAGGAAAAGAAGUAGCACUGGCUGGUUUGAAGUCAAAAGCAAAGUACGUUCGAAGUAAACUAGGGAAACGUAUGAAGUUGCGGCUGACUCCUGAGAUUCGUUUCAUAGAAGAUGAGUCUCUAGAACGAGGAAGCAGGGUACUUGCUAUAUUAGAUAGUAUAAAGGAUGAAAAUGAUAAGAAAGCUACAGAAGGUCAAGCUGAGGAUCUGCAGGAUUCAUCCAGUCUAAGCAAUGAUGAGUGGGAGGGUGAUGACCCUGAUGAUGAAGGCAUCAUUUAUGUAAAGUAAUUUUGUGCAGUUUCUCAGAACUGGUACGAGUUUGAGAUCAAGCAUAUUUGCUUCUUCACGGGGUUGAAGCUUAUCAUCAUUUGUUCCUUUAAAGCAUCUCCUUCAACCUGUUCGAGCAAUGGAGAUUUAACGGAGUUCUCAUCUUAUUUGAUCCAUCCAGACCGGAUGCAAGAAGAAACCUUUGGAUAUAUAGGUAGUUCAUUUUCCUUGCAAAGCAGAAAACCCUUUGUAAAAUGUGCUCUCUCUCUGAACAAAUAAUUAUUACCGAGAAUUGCUCGUAAAAGUUUAAAUCAUUCAACAUCCAGUAAUAUUCCAUACGUGCCUUGAUUUAAUGCUAUGUUAGGCCUCAAAUAUUUGUAACUGAAGGCUUUUUUAUUUCAUUACUGAUGGACAAAUAUUCUUUUAUCGACAUUAUCAAUUAUAAUGUGAAAAUUGUCGAA